AUGGUCGGUCAGCUGUCGUCGGAGACGUUCAAUUUCGUCGGCAAACUGCUCGGCCCCAAAGGCAACUCUCUCAAACGGCUACAGGAGGAGACGCUCACACGAAUGGCUAUUCUGGGCCGCGGCUCCAUGAGAGACAAAGUCAAGGAGGAGGAACUGAGGAAGUCGAACCACCCUCGCGCCGCUCACCUGCAAGAGGAGCUGCACGUGGAGAUUGUGGCGUUCGCGCCGCCGGCGGAGGCGUACGCAAGGAUGGCAUACGCCCUGACGCAAGUGCGGCGCUAUCUGAUACCAGACAACAAUGACCAGAUCCGCCAGGAGCAGAUGCAGGAGAUGAAGCGACUGGGGCUGAAGGAGGACCGAGCUGAGGUGCGGCCGCCGCCGCCCGGUCUGGAGGCGCGCGAGACGACCGGACUCGAGCCGGAGGAGACGGUGUCCGGCGCCUCCCCAGGACAGGAGAGCUGCGCAGCCCCCGCUGAGGACGACUCCAAGGGUUCGGACGAAUUUGACGGCGCGCUGUUGCCGCGAGCGCUGGCGCCGUUC
Pollicipes pollicipes is the source of this 540-nucleotide messenger RNA. RefSeq names its product KH domain-containing, RNA-binding, signal transduction-associated protein 3. Lineage: Eukaryota; Metazoa; Arthropoda; Thecostraca; Pollicipedomorpha; Pollicipedidae. Gene Ontology annotation, molecular function: mRNA binding. The transcript has 5 exons. Gene Ontology annotation, cellular component: nucleus. The annotation marks the transcript as partial. Gene Ontology annotation, biological process: regulation of alternative mRNA splicing, via spliceosome. The record is from RefSeq and is a predicted model, not a curated record.